AUGUCCGACAUAAAAAGCGUUUUGUCCCUGCUAUGUCAGCAUUUAAGUUUGUCAGUCGACCUCUGGAUGAAACCCGAGUAUUUCAGGCUAGCAAAAUUUAACAACACCGCUGAAAAUGUUACCACGACAUUCUGGAAAACAUUGAAUGUCUUAAGUCAUCAAGCUGUUAGAGAAAAGCAGGUUGAAGUUGAUUUUCAGUGUUAUGAUACUGUUUUGGCUACCAAGUUGUAUUUUGCAUAUUUACAAUAUCCCGGGAUUGAGUUGUAUGCUUCAAACGAGAAUGAUGAAAGCAGUAGACAAUUAUUAUUAGCAUUUGCAUGGCUUCUUGGAACUCAAAAUGCUCUGAAUAUUGUAGUUCAAAUGAAUCUGGCCAACAGUGUUCUUGGAAAAGAAUGUUCAAACUUGAAUAAUUCAGAAAAAAAUGAAAUAAAAUACAAUGUACCAGAAACAACGAUUUCUCAAGUAAAUAACAUAAUACAUUUAAAUGGUAAAAUAAAUUACAAUAUAAGAGAGAUCUCUGAAUUAACUUCUGAAAGAGCUAACUUAGUAAGCAGAGUUCAUGCAGCAAGUAGUAAUGUUAGUGGUCUUCCUCAUUUGAGUGUAUCAGAACUGGCUCUAAUAAAACGUAUUGCAACUGCUAAUAACAAUGUAUUAUCCAAAGAAGAUAAAAAAUAUUUAAAGAAAUUAUCUGCUAUUGGAAGUUUACUGGAACUUCAUAUGAAAUGGAUGAGAAAAGAACACAUAUUCUUUGAAUGGAUGGUAACAGUAGUGCAAGAGCACACUAAGUCUCUAAAUUCGGGUUCAAGUCAAAUAAACUGGAAUGAAAUUUUAAAAUUCAUUUCUGUGUUACACCGUAUUAUGCAGGAGAAGCUUCAAGUUUUACCUUCCAAAGGGAACACAUCACGCGAGAAUCACAAGUCUGAAUGCGUGUCGCGUUUACUGAGAGCUCAAAAGGGAAACAAGGAAAUGGAGAGUUGGUUGACAGAGAUCAAAGUCGAAUUAAAUGAAGAAACCAAAGAUCUAACCAAGAAGCAGGAGAAGCUCUCUGAAGAACUGAAAAAACUUCUACGCUUGAUUCCUUCCUGUAUCCAACUUUAAUGUUUAUAAGAAAAUAACAAAAAAAAAGA
Molecule: messenger RNA, 1127 nt
Organism: Dufourea novaeangliae
Lineage: Eukaryota; Metazoa; Arthropoda; Insecta; Hymenoptera; Halictidae
Exons: 5
Coding region: 1-1098 (365 amino acids)
Source: RefSeq, a predicted model, not a curated record